UGCCGCGUGGACCAGGAUUAUUUUGGCGAGGAUAUCUCUAGCGGUCUCUCCUCCUCCCUGCAUCCGCCGUUGUCCUCAACAGGGGAUACACGGACUCAUUCAGACGGGGACUAUUUGUCUGGAGCGACGUUGUAAACACACAAAAUGCACAUCGCUGCAUCCCGGUUGAAGCCUUCAAUCAGCAAUGCCUGGGAAUCCUCCAACAUCUCUUCCCUGCUGUUCUCUGAGAAUGGGAUCGUAGUAAAGCUCUCUGGGAUUUAGAUCAACUGCUAGCAUGUUUGCAGCCUUCCACCAGAACAGGUGACAGCCUGUUGGAAACAUUACCUCAUUGGAGUGAGCGUCCAAGAUGGGUCCUCUCCCUCUCCCUCUGCAUGGCUCUCCUCUGGCUUCCAGAGGCGGCGGCAUCUACUCUAAACUGCCAUAAGACAUGCAUCUGCGCCUCAAACAUAGUGAGCUGCUCCAAGAUGAAUCUGACCACCGUCCCGACUGGUCUACCGCUCUACACUGCUGUGCUGGAUCUCAGCUACAAUGAGAUAGAGCGGCUGCGAUCUGACUGGACCCCGGGCAAGCUCCCAAAGCUCCAUAACCUCCUCCUCAGCCAUAAUGGUCUCAACUUCCUGUCAAUAGAGGCAUUCCUCUAUGUGAAGCCCCUGCGUUACUUGGACCUGUCCUCCAACAACUUGGAACUGCUUGACGAGUUCAUCUUUGAGCCUUUGGUCAACCUGGAGGUCCUCUUGCUGUACAAUAACCACAUUUCCCAGAUUAACCGCGCAGCUUUUAUUGGCAUGAUCAACCUUCAGAAGCUCUACCUUAGUCAGAAUCAAAUCUCCCGCUUCCCCGAUGAGCUGGUCAAGGAAAAGUCCCGCCUGGAGAAAAUUAGUCUGCUGGAUGUGUCCUCCAACAAGAUCAAGAUAUUACCCAUUGAUGAGCUCCAGGUGUUGCCUGGUUGGAUAAGAAAUGGCCUUUACUUCCACAAUAACCCUCUGCUGUGUCACUGUGAUCUCUACACACUUCUCGCCCAUUGGUACAUUCGUAAGCUCAACUCCGCGGUGGACUUCAAAGAUGACUACACGUGUAUUAUGCCUGGCCCGCAAAAAAACAAAGUGGGUGUUUUUGGUCUCAGCGGUGACAACAUGAACUGCAGCACAUUCAAGGAGGAAGAUGAAGAGGCUUUUCUGGAGCAGAGGCUGAUCCUCGGCUGUGACACUAAACACAGAAACAUGUUAAAGACCUGGAUGAUGCCUGGGAAUGUGGUGGUGACGCCAGGAAGCAACCAGACAGCCAGAGUCUUGCCAGAUGGCAGACUGCAGAUUAAUCCGGUGAGGACUGAGGACUCUGGGACAUACACUUGCUUUGCGACCAGCGAGGCUUUCAAUGAGACGAUGUACGUGGUGCUGAAGGUUCACAACUUCACCAUGAACGAGGCUGGAGAGACCCUGAACACAGCAUACACCACCUUGGUGGGCUGUCUGUCUAGUGUGGUACUGGUGCUCAUGUAUCUUUACCUGACGCCGUGUCGCUGCUUCUGCUGUCCCAAUAAAGGUAAGGCUCGGGGUGAGGACAGCAUCCACUCGUCCAUGCUUAGCGUGACACCGACUCAUGAGGACCCAGCGCUAAAGGCCAAUCUAAACAGGCACGUGGCGUUCAUAGACUCCAAGAACUUACAGGGCCAGAACGGCAAGCUGAAUCCCAAUGGGGAUGAGGAUGACGAUGAUCUGGAUGCAGAGGCUGGUUCUCUUAUGAAGGGAAAGAGGAAGAAGUCAGUAGCAGAGUCCAUCAGCUCCGUCUUCUCAGACACUCCCAUGGUGGUCUGAGGUAAAACCGGCAGAGGCGAUGGAUGCCACACGUCUGGACGUAUAUGGUACAACAUGAGCCAUGUUUUAGUUAAUAUUAACUGUGACUGUGACUUUGUAGGAUGAAACGGAGGAAGGACGUUCAUCUGUAGUUGUUGGCAAGUGGAAAGAAGGAUCCCAAAGGGAGUAAAAAAAACAAACUGUCUUUUUGUCGACAAGGACAAUGAGCAGGACUUUUCCAGCAUUUUAAUCUGUAGCACCUAAUAUUCAUACUGUGAAGGAAUGGCAGUGCACAUUGGAAACUACUGAAGUCUUAUGAGAGUAAAAUGUAGAUGAUAUAUUGUCGAUAUCAGCACUCAGGAAGUGAUCCAUUAAACUGCUAAAGUGUGGGAAAUACAUAUGAUACAAUGCGCAGGUUGAAAUUAGAUUGGAAAAAAACGUAGUAUGUAUUUAACCCAUGGCUGGCUCAUAAUUAUAUUUAGGACUAGAAUAGAUUGCCUCUUACCUAAAUUAGAGCUUAGAUACAUUUACCCCUCCUCUAUCAACACAGGGACAGAGACUUAGAUAGACAGGCACCAGGCUAUUAAUAAAUCUGUCAAUAACCUUGAGUCAUCUAUAGAGAAACUGCAUGCCAUAGACCCAUAUUAUAGGUCUCAGGCUGAUCUGUAUAAGUGGGUAAAGAAAAUGUGCAUUCAUCGGACGUUUAGUCAUUUAUAUUGAGAAAGCAGUAGCACAAACAUUAUAUUAAGAGGCCAUUGCAGGUCCUUUCCACUCUAUUUAAUACUCAGAUAUAGUUCUUCAGACUGAUCAUUAUGCGUAUUCAUAGUCAUAUGUGUAGCGAUAUAGGAGAAAGCUAUUGUAAGGGAUCAAUUUACAUAGAGGUAUGGUAUACAAUAGCUAACAAGCUCGAGGCAGAUCAUUGCUUAUAAGUGAUUUGCAUAUAAAAUAGGCUUGGUGUAUUCAUAUCUCAUGAAUUAUGUAGUAGACAUAAUAAGUAUUUGGUCUUGCAUUUUGCUCAGAUGGACAAUUACAAGUGUCACGCUGUUUUGUCCUGUGAUAGGUAGAAAAAACUGUACAUUGUAUAAGCAGGUAAAGAUGCCACAUAAUAAUUCCUCCAGAAGAUUAGGAGUAAUGCUGAUGAGGCUGUACAUUAUUUGACAGGAGAGAGCGGAGUUUAGAGUUUGUAGCUGCUGACAAGGAAAACCUGUUGUAAAACUGGAGACACAUGAUCCUUCAGAAGAUAACUUACAAUUAUAAUUGAAUCUAUUGUGAAUUGAAUUUCCCAGGCGAGUCACCUUGUAUGCUGUGCAUAUUACUUUAACAAGGUUUAAAACAGGUAUUAACAAGAAAGAGUGAUUUCAUUAAACUGUGCGGCGUUUGUGUCAUAAUACAACAAAGCCCGGCGUAAAUGCUAAUUGCAUCUUUUGAUGGGAUGCAGUUUCCCUCCGCUUUCCAUAUCUUUGUCUCUCUGAGCAGGAGGGGAAAGGUGUGUUAUCAUGAGUCACAGCGACACAAAGCCAUUCUCUCUGGCUCCCUGUACACUGACAGCCUCAAUUCAGCCCAGAAUGUGUUUGCUUUGUUUGUGUACCUCUGUCAUUACGAGGCUGCCCUCGCUGAAGUUCAAAAGCAAUCAUUCAACCAGGCAAUGAAUGGGGUGCCCUUUAAGUAGUCUCUAAUUUGGUUAUGAGGAAAACGCCUGGAGCUUUCAUUAAACAUUUUCUCUCCCACACUGAGUCAUAUCAUUUGAAAGUAUAAGAAGUUGGAAAAAAUAAUGUUAGAAAUAAUUGCUCAAUGCUUUUUAGUUUUCCACUUCAACACCACGGCACAAAUGAGAACAGACGGGUAUGUAAAUUCCCAUAUAUCUUACGAAUAAAUGUCAGAAUAGCUCUCAAAUGUUAAGAUGUACAAAUUUCUGAGUGCAAUAGGUUUUUACGCAAAAUUGAUGUUAUAUUCACAGUUGCAGUGUGCAACAUGAGCAGCAUCUUCUGUGUGUGGGUGAGAAAAGGAAAUCACACUUAUCAGAGAGGUGGUGUGUGAAUCACGGCACUCUCGCACACCAGGUGGAAAAAUAUCAAAAAUACCACAAGACGCAAUAAAAUAAAGCCACAUUUAGCACUAGUGCUGACUGGCUGCAAGAAUCUCUCUGGCUUUUAGGGAUCAAACCCCAAAGAGUGGCCCUCAAGCAUUGACAUUUUCCAUCCUGGAAUCAAUAUAAAAACCUGUUGGAUUUCAAGCCACUCAAGGCACCAUGAGAAGCUACUAAAUGCCAAUCACAGAAUCUGAAAAGAGAAACUAAAAUCAUACAGAUAUUACGGCUGUUGAAUAGCACGCAUUGAACUGGCAGACCGUCAUGGAAUAGCCCCGCACAAACCCAAUGUCAAUCGAGUUAAAUCUGCCGUGGCUAAUGUCACUGAGAACACAAGUCGCAGUUCUGUACAGAGAAAAACUAAGUGCUAUUGGAAAGGUACUAACAAAGAGGAGAAGAGUGGCUUUCUCUCCAAAGCAUAUUUGCCUUCCUAUAUAUAUCUAUAUAUACAGUAUAUAUAUAUCUAUAUAUAUAUAUAUAUAUAUAUAUAUAUAUAUAUAUACUGUAUUAAGACUCACUUUUCUGUGUUCAGUAUUGAUUAGUUGUGUACUGCUAUGUUCUACCAGUGUACUGACUGUAUUCUUGUAUAUUCUGAUGUCGUUGAUCAUUUUUGCAUUUUGUCUGUCGCUGUGCUACUGUUAGUUGUUUCAACAUUCAAGUCUGGAUCAUAAAUGUUUAUUUUUUAAGCGGGGUGGGGAUUAGUUUUUUAAUGACAGGAUGUAUUUUACACUUGACUCUGCUAACAAUAUGGUUAAACAGAAAAUAUAUAUUGAACAUGCGUAGGAGGAGUGCCAGUUUUGAAAUUGUUGACACAUCCUAACGGUCAGUGAGUAUGUAGCCGCCAGUUAUUUUCAGUCAGUGUCACAAAGCCAUAGGGAGUUCAAGAAACAGGAGCGCUUUAUCAGAUUGGUGGCUAUGUCAGGUGAUGUACGGAGUUGGAGGCGAGUUCUCAAAUGGAUACUUUAUAACAAUUAAAGCCCGACUUUUCUGUCUAUAAGAAAAGAGAAAGAAUAUUUUUUAUAAAAAGCCAGGAAUGUAGGAAAAUCAAGAGAUCUCUUCACCCACACCAAUGAAUUCCUGAACCACACUGGGUUUUGAAUGGAUUUGAAGACAAAGGGUAAAUAAAUCUUCUCAGGACUAUUUCAGUUUUAAGUUCUAAUGUAAUACGAUGCAUGAAUGUUUUCACAUUUUCUGCAUCAAUAGAACAAUAUCUUUGGUUUGAGAUCUGUGCAGUUCACAGGCCCUUUGCUAUGUGCAGUAAUGGGACAUUAACUCUUUCCUUAAUGAUCGUUUAUCAUAGAUCGGGGAAGGGAGUGGUCUCUACCCGACAAACAUCUAUCUCUGUUAAUCUGACUAUGUGGUAGCAAUUAUGGAAACAUCCUUGAGGUGGUGGGGCUAAAAGCUCGCUGCUUUAAGAGUGUGCAACUACAAGCUUCCACAGGACACGGAAGGAGCUUUUAACAGCAUUAAAAGCACUGAGUUCAUUGACCACUGCUUCAAACAUGAGCUGGUUGGACACUGCCAUAAAAUCUGAAAGGUCUCGCAGCUAAAGUGGAAUGGCUUUGCAUGGUUUGCUUAAGAGCUUCUCUGAGUGCAAGAUAGGUGCAACUUAGUAGGCAUACUGAUCAUUUGACUUAAUAAAAAGAUCUACACUUUUUGCGGAGUCCAUUUUUACUUCCAGAAAUGUUCCUGUAUUCAUUUGCUUCUAAAUCUUUGCGGCUGAUAUCUCAUGGAGUAUUCUGAGGACAAAGCUGUGACAUUUUGCCAAAAUGACUAUGCCUUAUGUAGAGUUGCUAACUCUAAAUAUAGAGAAGCCUGGAGGCUAUAUUAGUAAGUAACUGAAUUUUAGCCACAUUUCAUUAAGUCUGACCUAUAUAAAUGGAUUGUG
This is a messenger RNA of Cottoperca gobio, 5767 nucleotides long. RefSeq names its product adhesion molecule with Ig-like domain 1 (gene amigo1). The coding region runs from base 372 to 1814 and encodes 480 amino acids. Gene Ontology annotation, cellular component: membrane. Gene Ontology annotation, biological process: brain development. Gene Ontology annotation, molecular function: protein binding. The record is from RefSeq and is a predicted model, not a curated record. NCBI's taxonomy places the organism in Eukaryota, Metazoa, Chordata, Actinopteri, Perciformes, Bovichtidae. The transcript is spliced from 2 exons.